UCAACAGGUGGUGUGCCUCUGAUUGGUCGAGGCCGGUUGCUAUGGUAAGCAAUGCCGCCGGAACAAAACCUGGGCUCCUGUUUCAAGUGGACAGUCAGCGAAGCUCGUACGUGCUGAGUAAGGACUGGUGAGAAGAGAAAAGGCUGGGAGUAGACGCUAGCUUGGAUCUGGAAGCGUGCUGCUAUACUUACGACCACCCGGUCAUUUUGCCGAGGAAAGUCUGUCACAUAGUAACGGACCUGAGGUGACAGCUUGGCAAUAUAGGCAGCCAACCUUCAGCCAAACCCCACAUUUCCUGACUACACAACUCGAUCACAGAGCUCACAAAGCAUGGGUUGUGGAAGCUCCAAAGCUACCCAAGUCGUACCGGCAAGUCAAGCCUGGGACUCGACAGGAAAGAUGACGACCGCCAAAGACGUCAGAGAAGGAUCAUCCAAGAGUCGGAAGAGCAGGAAAGGUUCCGGUGGAAAGUCGAGGGUGAAAAGUCUAUCAGGAUCGACAUCGUCCAUCGGCAGCCUAGACUCUAGUAGCUCUGACAGAGAAAAUAGAUUGGUGUCGUCUGCAACUUCUAAAUCGUCCAGCAAAUCUGGUGACAGCGGGCUUGGAGAAGACUAUGCCAAUGUCAUCACCGAAAAUUCCAACCCAAGUGCUGUGGCACAAGUAGAGACAGACAGACGACCAAAAACUCCAGAUUUUGAGCUGACAGGACAAGCCAUUUCCAGAACCCGCAGCGGAAAGCAGAGGUCCGAGGACAUCCUGCGGCAGCUACAGCAGGAAGGUCUGGUACGACCUAAAACCAGCGGCGGUGGCAGGUCGCUGGCCUUCGAAGUCCAACUGGGGCCGGGGAACAAGUUACCACCAGUUAACCAGCUACCACCACCUCGCCUGGCUAAACUGGAGAGAAGAAGGAAGAAGAAGAAGCUCACAAAGGAAGAGCUGGAAGAAAAGAUGAGAAAAGCAGAGGAGAGAAGACAGAAAAAAGAGCAGGAAGUCAGAGAGAAGGCCAUCCAGACCAGAAUAAAGGAGCCCACACAGGAUCCCAUGGCUGUCUUUGCUGAACAACAGAAAGAACUUGCCGAGAAGGUGGAAGAAAAAGUAAACGAAGCCGAAAAGAAACGAGAAGCUCAUCUCAAGGCCCUGCGCGACAGGCUACGACAAAAGGAAGAGCAUGCCAAAAAAGUGCGGGAGGCCAAGCUGAAGGCACUGGAGAACCCUCCGCAGGAUAUGGAAAUUAAAGAGGAUAUUGCUGCGACUAGCUAAGAGACUAUGUGCCAUGUGCAAAAAACCUGCUCAGCACACAUUACACUCUGUACAAGACACACCUACCUCAAGAUCUGUGCAAGUUGCCUCAGGGGUGCGAAUGUCUGGUUGCAGUGCUUCAUCUACAUUCAUAUGUACGUGUAUAUUUGCCCAGUGGCAAGUACACUAAAGCCACUUUCAUGUAAGCCACUUAACAGUGUCUGCAGUGACAAAUUGUUUUGACUGCCACAAAAUACAAAGGGUUAUUCUAAUCAGCAAAUAUAUACCUUUAAUCGUACUUGGAUGUAGGACGAUUAAAAUGAAGUGAAAGCAGAAGUGAGUAUCAUACAGAAGUCUCACAUCAUAAAACUUUUGACGGUGAAAUGUGUGUGCGUGUGCUGGUAACGUGAUGUAUAUAAGAUACUAUUGGCCACGAUUGCUGCAUUAAGGACUUGUGUGUUGCAAACAGUGCCAUGUAGAUAGAUUUGUAUAUUUUCAAGGAGCAUAUUUUGUAUUAGUUAUAUACUGACACCAGUGAAAGAUGAAAAUCUGGACACCGUCCAUUAUUCAGCACUUCAAUGUUUGAGAUUCACUACACAAUAAAAAAUGCUGAUACAAUGA
This is a messenger RNA of Branchiostoma floridae (Florida lancelet), 1860 nucleotides long. Its product is annotated as stathmin domain-containing protein 1-like. The coding region runs from base 331 to 1260 and encodes 309 amino acids. The record is from RefSeq and is a predicted model, not a curated record. Gene Ontology annotation, molecular function: tubulin binding. Gene Ontology annotation, biological process: neuron projection development; regulation of microtubule polymerization or depolymerization; microtubule depolymerization. The transcript has 3 exons. Gene Ontology annotation, cellular component: neuron projection; cytoplasm. Lineage: Eukaryota; Metazoa; Chordata; Leptocardii; Amphioxiformes; Branchiostomatidae.